UUUAUUUAAUGAUGGACUUGCUUUUUUUUUCCUUUUUCUUUUUUCUUCUUUUUUCCUUUUUGUUUUUUUUUUUCUACGGGUGUAUGCCACCAUAUCAUUGUAUCAUUUGUAUAUCAUCAUCAUCAUCAUAAAUAUCAUCAUCAUUAUUUUUACACAAAUAAGAUGUCUCCUUCUACUAUUGUUCAAAAAUUAGCAUCAGCCAACGAACAUGCUUGGUUGACUUUGGGCAACCUAGCAGAACUGAUGUCAGAUUGGGAAAAAGCCAUUCAAGCUUAUGAAUCUGCACUUCGGCACAAUCCUUAUAGUAUUCGUGCAUUGACUCAGAUUGCCUCUUUAUGUCGUGGUCGUGAACAAUUUAGUCAAGCAGUUGAUUAUUUUAAACGGAUACUGGCUAUCCAAGAAGCCAAUGGAGAAACGUGGGGUAGCCUUGGUCAUUGUUAUUUAAUGAUGGAUCAUUUACAAGAAGCCUAUCAUGCCUAUCAACAAGCAUUAUAUCAUCUUCCCAAUCCAAAAGAUCCAAAACUUUGGUAUGGUAUAGGGAUUCUAUAUGAUCGUUACGGUUCCAUUGAACACGCUGAAGAGGCAUUUUCUGCCGUUACCAAGAUGGAUCCUCAAUUUGAAAAAACAAAUGAAAUUUAUUUUAGGUUAGGCAUCAUCUACAAACAACAACAAAAAUAUGAUCUUAGUUUGCAGUGCUUUCAAUAUAUUUUAUCACGACCUCCAAAACCUUUGACAGAAGUAGACAUUUGGUUUCAGCAAGGACACGUAUACGAACAACAAAAGGAAUACGAAAGGGCGAAAGAAGCAUAUGAAAGGGUAUUAAAGGAGAAUCCGGAUCACUCCAAAGUAUUGCAGCAAUUAGGAUGGUUGUAUCAUCAACAAAAUACUAGCUUCACCAAUCAAACAAUGGCCAUCCAGUAUCUUACACGAUCAUUGAAGGCAGAUAGUCAAGAUGCGCAAUCAUGGUAUCUCCUAGGGCGAUGUUAUAUGACAGAACAAAAUUAUAGUAAAGCCUACGAGGCGUAUCAACAAGCGGUGUAUCGUGAUGCUCGAAAUCCUACUUUUUGGUGCUCCAUCGGAGUGUUGUAUUAUCAAAUCAAUCAGUAUCGUGAUGCUCUCGAUGCCUAUAGUCGCGCCAUCCGAUUAAAUCCUUACAUCAGCGAGGUCUGGUACGAUCUUGGUGCAUUGUAUGAAUCCUGUAAUAAUCAGAUCCAGGAUGCUUUGGAUGCUUAUCAACGUGCAAGUGAAUUGGACCCCAAGAAUCCUCAUAUUCGACAACAUUUGGAUUUACUUAAAAGAAAACAUGGUGUAUCAUCUGCAAUGACAACACCUAUUCCUCAAGAUGUCGACAAUCCAUACCAAUAUAACAAUAACACCGAUACCAACUCAUUCAAUCCAUCAUCAUCAUCAUCACAUCCUUCACCACCUCCAUUGUUACAACAACCACAUAGUUCACCUUUUCAACGACAUGAUCGACCAUUGGUGUCACCUCAUAGUGAAAAUCCUUCUCGUGAUUUACCCAUUCCGUCCAUUGCCCAUCCUAGUACCCCCAAUGAAGCGCAUCCAGUCAGUCACCCCAACAGCCGACCACCACCUUUACCAGCGCCACCAUCGUCUACACGUAUGACACCAACAUUAGCAGGGAUAGGUGGAGGGAAAGCACCAUUACCAUCGAUGGAUGAUCGCAUGAAUCCAAUCAAACAAGAAUAUCGAUCAUCACAACCAACUCUUCGAAGAACAUCCAUUUUGUUUGAUGAACAACCUCAAUCCAAUGUAUACAAACGACCAUCUCAUUCUCCUCCUACUCCUUCUAAUGAAAAAAAGAAACAGAAAUUAGCUUCCAUUCAAAUUUGAACAAUAAAAACCUAUAUAAAUAUUGAUCAAUACAAAAAAA
Halteromyces radiatus is the source of this 1894-nucleotide messenger RNA. RefSeq lists its product as uncharacterized. Bases 163 to 1854 code for a protein of 563 amino acids. Gene Ontology annotation, molecular function: RNA polymerase II cis-regulatory region sequence-specific DNA binding; chromatin DNA binding; protein binding. The record is from RefSeq and is a predicted model, not a curated record. Lineage: Eukaryota; Fungi; Mucoromycota; Mucoromycetes; Mucorales; Cunninghamellaceae. Gene Ontology annotation, biological process: regulation of gene expression. The transcript is spliced from 5 exons.